This is a messenger RNA of Corticium candelabrum, 2899 nucleotides long. RefSeq names its product hemicentin-1-like. The coding region runs from base 581 to 2899 and encodes 772 amino acids. The transcript has 10 exons. Gene Ontology annotation, biological process: homophilic cell-cell adhesion. The record is from RefSeq and is a predicted model, not a curated record. Gene Ontology annotation, cellular component: plasma membrane. NCBI's taxonomy places the organism in Eukaryota, Metazoa, Porifera, Homoscleromorpha, Homosclerophorida, Plakinidae.
GUCAAAUGUUAACUUUAGUUCUAUUGAAGCUGAAGCUGUUCAAAGUCCAGCAGAUGCAGGAAGUAGAACAGCUGACUUGGCCAUUGAUGGUAGUGCAUCUUACAUUGAAGCACAGUGUGCAUCUACAGUUAGUGCUUCUAACCCAUUUCUCAGAAUUGAUUUAAAACGACCACAUUUGAUCACUAAGGUUGAUGUCAAGUUUUAUGAUAGUGGUGGAAAUAGAUCAACUGUACGUGUGGGAGGCAACUUGAUUAAUGAUUUCAAUUACCAGUGUGGGCCUCUUUUGUCAUAUGAAAACAAUUCUGGAGACUUUUACAGUUUUGUGUGCAGUAAGGCUCAACUUGGACAGUAUGUUGUUGUGAGUAUUAGCGGGACAGCUCAACUGCAGGUGUGUGAAGUUCACAUCAUCACAGACAAACUACUGGACAUAUAUGCAACAAGCUCUGUUACUGCAUCUUCACAGAUUGCUGGCAAUUAUCACCCUUGGAAAGCAGUAGAUAGAUUCACUUCUGCAACCAAGAACACAAUUUAUCGUUCACUUCGGUAUCAAAACCCAGAUGUGUACUGGAGACUGGAAUUGAUGGAAUUUGCAACUGUUUCUUUGGUGAAAAUAUCAUCAAUGAGCAAUUCUGGUCAACGUAAAGACUUAACUGGAACUACAGCAUAUAUUGGCAAUACGACAACCAACAGAGGAGAGGACAACACUAAAUGUGGAACAAUAUCUUCAACAACAGAUAUAGUUAUUUAUAUUCAGUGUGGCAAUCCGAUUGUAGGGAAGUACAUAUACUUGGUUGCUGUUCGUUCACUUUAUCUUGAUGAAGUUGAAUUUUACAAGCCAGGUUUGCCAAUUAUAACAAGUCAACCACAACCACAGCAAGUCACUCCUGGUUCAAACGCAUCUCUUGCCUGCUCGGCAGCUGGAACACCACUACCCUCCAUCACGUGGAAACAUGGAAUGACAGUUGCAAGUGGUGAAGUAUCUGAAACGGUUUCUAAUGCUUUUACAAUGACAAGCAUGCUAACAUUGACAUCUGUGGAACGAUCUAGAAGUGGAAAUUACACGUGUGAGGUAACAAAUUCUGAAGGAGCAAACAGUGCUGUGGUUCUUCUUACUGUGCUUUAUGCUCCUGCAGUAGCUGCAAUGAAUCAGUCUGUUGUUGCAUUGCAAGGAUCUACUGCCAUGCUGCAAGUAACAGUCUCAGGAGCUUCACCUGAUGUUCCAAACAAUGCUGCUAACAGAACAUGGUCUGGUCCAUCGCGGACAAUUACAACCAACAGCAAAUAUAACUUCUCUACAGAUCGAUACAUUCUGUUUAUAAAUGGUGUUGAUAUCACUGAUUCAGGAAACUACAAAUUUACAGCUUCCAAUCUUGUUGACAGUACAUCUAUUACAAUCACAUUGACUGUAGAAGCUGCUCCUGUUGUUAUUACCCAACCCGUCUCAUCAACAAUAAAUGCUUCUCAAACAGCAACAUUUGCUUGUGAAUUCACUGGAUAUCCUCCGUCAAAUGUCACAUGGGAAAGAAAUGGAAUCUUGUUACAACGUGGAAGUAGAAUACAAAUACACGAGAUGGGUAACUCAAUUACUGGUCGGACAAGCACAUUAACUGUGACAGACACGACAGUAGAAGAUGCUGGCAACUAUAUUUGCAAUGCAAGUAACUCAAGGGGCUAUGAAUUGAGUGUCUCAGUCUCUCUUACUGUCCAAGUGAAACCAACUUUAGUUGCGGUCAUGUUAUCUAUCAUGGUUCGAGAAGGCAGAACUGCUACGUUUACCGUCAGUAUCACCACAGCAAUUCCUACAGUGCUCAUCUCUCCAGGGUCUCGUAAAUGGCAAUUUUCUAAUGGUUCAACCAUCACUUCCAAUACACGAUAUAUCUUGUCCUCUGAUUUCUUAACUUUAUCCAUUCUCACGGUAACUUCUGCUGACCAUGGUAUUUACACUUUUCAAGCAUCAAAUGUUGUUGGAGUUGGGAAAGUAACUAUUACACUUUCUGUCACUUCAGGAAAGCCUUCUAUUGCACUGCAACCUAGUAAUGUUGAGGUAAAUAGUGGUGCAACAGCAAUGUUUACAUGUAAUGCGACAGCUUACCCACAACCUUCUUUCACAUGGAAACAUGGGUCUACUAAUUUGACAUCUACUGACGACAUCGGCAUAAGUGCAACUGUUGGCAGUGACCCUUACAGCAGUACUCUUACUCUGUCCAAUGUGCAGUCAUCUAAUGCAGGAGACUACAGCUGCCUUGCCAGUAACAAUAGAGGAAAUGCAAGUAGCCUUACUGCAUCUCUCACUGUAUAUGUUAAACCAGUUGCUACAGCUGUUAACAGCAGGGUGACCAGCACAAUGGGAAGCAAUGCUGUUUUGAAAGUCGCUAUUACAAAAGCUAAUCCAAUUGUUUUAAAUGACAAGAAAACUUGGCAAAAGGACGGAACAGAAUUGAAUGGAACAAAACACUCAUUUUCUAGUGACAGACUUACUCUGACCAUCAACAAUGUGGUGGCUAGUGAUGCAGGUAACUACGUCUUUACUGCCACUAAUCGAGCUGGUAGUGGGACAGCUACUAUAAUGGUCAUAGUUCCAGGACUUCCAGUGAUCACCCAAAAUCCAACCUUUAACGCUGUGAACAAAAGUGGAACUCUUGAAGUAACUUGCAGAGCGACUGCUGUUGGAACAGACCCUAAACCUACGAGUUUUAAAUGGAAACGUGAUGGAUCUGAGUUGAUGAUGAGCAGCAUGAGAAUAAGCUAUUCAACGGGAAGUCUUAAGGGAGAGCUUGUUGGCACUCUGGUGAUUACAACAGUAACAGUGAAUGAUAAUGGUAACUACAGCUGUAUAGCAGUCAGCACUGGUGGACAAACACAGAGUGCGUUGGUGACAUUUGAAUACCAUGUUCAUUGA